CUUGCCUUUCUCCCAGCCAUCACAGAGUGCUUAGCUAGCUCACACUAAAAGAUAUAGAGAUAGAAGCCACUGAGAGCUUGAGAACACCAUGUCUUCCUCGGUUCUUCUCUUCCUCGUGGCGCUGCUGCUCUCGUGCAGCACCAUGGGCAACGCUGCACGACGCCUGGAGGUGGAGUACCCGGCGGCGCACCCCGCCGUGCCGGAGCUUCCCAAGCCUGAGCUGCCGCCGCACCCCGUCGUGCCGGAGCUGCCAAAGCACGAAGAACCACCGCCACACCCACACCCCGCCGUGCCGGAGCUUCCGAAGCCUGAACUGCCGCCGCCGCACCCCGCCGUGCCGGAGCUGCCCAAGCACGAAGAGCCACCGCACCCCGUCGUGCCGGAGCUGCCAAAGCCCGAGGUGCCUCACCCUGCCGUGCCGGAGUUGCCGAAACACGAAGAGCCACCACACCCCGUCGUGCCGGAGUUGCCGAAACACGAAGAGCCACCGCACCCCGUCGUGCCGGAGCUGCCGAAGCCCGAGGUGCCUCACCCUGCUGUGCCGGAGUUGCCGAAACACGAAGAGCCACCACACCCCGUCGUGCCGGAGUUGCCAAAGCCUGAGGUGCCACACCCUGUGGUGCCGGAGUUGCCGAAGCCCGAGGUGCCGCAUCCCACCCUGCCGGAGCUUCCAAAGCCCGAGCUGCCGCCGCCGCUCCCUGAGCUUCCUCGCCCCGUCGUGCCGGAGCUGCCGCCGCACCCCGCCGUGCCGGAGCUGCCACCGUUGCCCAAGCCUGAGCUGCCGCCGCACCCCGUCGUGCCGGAGAUGCUGCCGCACCCCGUCGUGCCGGAGCUGCCGCACUACCCGGCCGUGCCGGGGUUCCCAAAGCACGGGCUGCCACCGAAGCCUGAGCUGCCGCCAUUGCCCACGGCGGAGCUGCCGCCGGAGCACGAGGUUCACGACCCGGAGCCGGAGACCAAGCAGCCAUGAUCGUACAUACACACACAGUAUUUUUUUUUUAGACAAUGGAUUAUAAAAAACCUGGCCUCUACACCUUGUGAGGAUGUACACAGCCUAAAAGUAACAAACACGAGUACACAA
Molecule: messenger RNA, 1081 nt
Organism: Oryza sativa Japonica Group (Japanese rice)
Lineage: Eukaryota; Viridiplantae; Streptophyta; Magnoliopsida; Poales; Poaceae
Product: protein PELPK1
Source: RefSeq, a predicted model, not a curated record